This is a messenger RNA of Monodelphis domestica (gray short-tailed opossum), 3716 nucleotides long. RefSeq names its product zinc finger CCHC-type containing 3 (gene ZCCHC3). Gene Ontology annotation, biological process: activation of innate immune response. Gene Ontology annotation, molecular function: RNA binding; zinc ion binding; double-stranded DNA binding. Lineage: Eukaryota; Metazoa; Chordata; Mammalia; Didelphimorphia; Didelphidae. The record is from RefSeq and is a predicted model, not a curated record.
ACUGAAAGACUUCAAAUGCUGGGCAAAGACAUUCUCAUUUUUUCUUGCAUUUAUUAGCAGAAUCCUAAAGUCACAAGGAAAAAUACCAGGUAGAAAGGAGGUGUCAUGGAGCCUGAGGGGAGUACAUGGGGCAGAAAGAUAGGAGGUUGAAAGGGAAGGAAAAAUGGGGCUCUCCAGGGAUCCGAGACACUGAAAUUCACAGCAAUGUGAGUGUGGUUCGGAAACUGAAAAUAACAUUAAGUCAGAGGAAGAGCGGAAGAGAUCAGACAAGCUAGAGAUGCAGCCCACCUGAGGGGAGCGGAGGGUUCUGUGGGAAGAACUGGAAAAAAACAGGAAGAGAAAAAAAUUAAAAUGCCAGUUUCUUAUGUUAAUUGAAAAUUGAAGUGUGCUUAGAAGGAUUAGCCGACUGGGGGGAUGGUCCCGUAGUGGGCUAGAGAGAACCUGCCAGUUCAGAGCACCUCCAAAAUGUUUUUUUUUCGGCUAAAGAGCCAGGGAAGCUGAAAUGGAGUCUCUCCUUCCCCCUCGGCAGUUGGUAGUGUAUGCCGGGAAAGAGGUAACAUGGCCACUACUGGUGGUGGGGAGGAGGAGAGGAGGAGGAGGAGGAGUGAAAAGAGGAGGAGGAGGAGAAGGAGGAGGAGAGUGGGAGACUGCAGCAGUUGCCGCAGCAACCCAGGCAGGCAGCCAAGGAAGUAGGGGAGUCAGAGCAGAAGGAGAGCAUGGUGUGAGCUCAAAUCACCCGGAGCCUGACAGAGAAGGACUGAGAGCCGCUUCCAGCCCCGCCAGCAGAAGGAGCGGACCUGUGGGAGUUCCGAGAUGCCCAGCCCAGAACUGUAUUCCCCUGGCUUUGGCCAGGGGCAUGGUGAGUGUCAGCCGGCCGCUCCGAGCGAGAGUGAGGACGGAGAGGGCCGGCAGGGAGACGCUGAAGAGUUAGGGAAGGCUGGUGGCAGGGAGGUGAGGAAGAAGAAGAGGGAGGAGGAAGGGGGGAGAAGAAAGAAAACAGAUGCUGCUGGUUUUUCUGUUUUGUCUUCUGUAAGGGCUCCAGGUGGAGAGGAGGAGAAAAAGAAGAGAGAAGAGAAGAGGCCGGGUGCAGCCUCCUUAGUGCGGGGCAAAGGACCGCAGGAGGAUGCCUUCAAUGGGAGGUUUAUCCUGAGGCUCCGAUUCCAAGGCGAGGACAACAACUGCCCCACGAGAGACUAUGUGGUAGGGACCCUUAUCAUCAAGUCGAUCGGCAUGAACCCCAGGGACAUCUAUGCAGUCAUACAGAUCCCCGGCAGUAAGGAGUUUGACGUGAGCUUCCGAUCGGCGGAGAAAUUCGACUUCUUUCUGAGAAAGUACCAGGAGAAAAAGGGCCAGGACUGCUGGGAGAACUUUGUGCUGAUUCAGCUGACCAAGCCGCGGCUCAAAACCCUCUUCAUCCUCUUUCGAAACGAAACUGUGGAUACGGGAGACAUCGUGACGUGGCUGAAGAGACACUGCGACGUGUUGACCACCCCGGUCAAGGUGGCCGAUCGCUUCGGGGUCUGGACGGGGGAAUACAAGUGUGAAAUCGAACUGUGGCAAGGGGAGGAGGGGGUUGACCACCUGCCGGGGGCCUUUUACCUAGGCGCGGAGAAGGGCUACAGCUGGUAUAAGGGCCAGCCAAAGACGUGCUAUAGAUGUGGCUCCAAGAACCAUAUGAGUUUAACCUGUAGCCAGGAAAAGUGUUUCCGGUGUGGAGAGCAAGGGCAUAGCACCACCUUCUGCAAAAAGGGGAUUGUCUGUAACCUCUGCGGGCAGAAAGGACACAUCUAUGCCAACUGCCCCAGUGCAGGCCACUCAGCUGGCAUCACUGGGGAAUGAAAAGAGGGCUUUGGAAUAAUCAAUCCAAUGUUCCAAACUACCCAAGCCCCCCCUCUCCCCUGCCCCUCCCUCCCCCGUGCCCCUUUAAGUGCCAGGACUUCUUUGGUGUUCAUUUUAGCCAUCUUAGAGGAAGUAUUUCCAAAAUAUGUGAAUUACCCAUGUGUCUCUGCCUCCUUAAACAAGAGUAGAGUGAAGAGAAGUCAGCCUUUUCUUGGUGACUCGAGGUCAUCUUUGUGAUAGUUAGUGAUCAUCCCGUGCUAUAUGAUAUUUCUUCUGUCGUCUUCUUCGCUGUUGCCAUGCUGUGAGCUGUUACUUCGAUUGUCAGUGUGCCUACCCUUUUCUCUUUUCCCCCCUUCUGAUUUGCUGCUUCCGAUUUGUUGUGGUCUGAAAAAAUAAUAAUAAAUGUAACCAAUGUUGUUAGAAUUAUAUGUAAAUUAGGAGUAAAUAAGCUCUGAAUGGUGAGCCCCAGGGCCCCUCAUAGAACAAAGUGCAUGGGCUUUGAGACAGCUAUUUUGGUGGCCUAAGAGAACUUAUAUGUUAAUAUAUAGGUAGAACUAGAGAUCUUUUCUUACAGAAUCAUGAAAUAUCAGAGCUUAAGAGGACUUUAUGGAUUAUUUAGCCAACUCCAUCCCUCUUAUUUUUCAGAUGGGCAAACUGAGGCCAGGAAAGGGGAAAUGACUAGAGUCACACAGUGAUGUGGUAGGAAAGCCAGGAGUAAAACCUAGGUUUCCCAACUCUAAGUUCAGAGCUCUUUCUAUUAUAUAUAGUGCCUCUUGAGUGGGGUUUAUUUGUUUAUUUGUUUUUCCUAUUUGGUUUUGGGUUUUUUAGCUGGUUCUUCAUUAUAGUCUGAUGACUGAAGCCACUAGAAGUUGGCUCUCCAGUAUCUAGAUGAAUGGGGGUGUCUCAGAAGGGAGGGAGGGAGGCUGGCUCAGGCAGUCAGCAUCAAGGAUUCCAAGAGAAAAGGGCCAGCCCUGCUGGCCUAAUGAACAAAAAUGAACAAGGCUCUAGAGGAUUUUUAAGAUAAUUGGAACGCCAUAAACAGAAGAAUCAGGAAGUAGGAGAGAAAAGCAAAAAGGAAGAAGAUGAAUUUCAGGUAGAAGGCAGGGAUGAAAGGCAGAGGAAAACCAUUUAUGUUGGAAGGGAUGGUGACCCUCUCCUAUAGGUUGGAGUGUGUUCUAAAGGGAUUUGGCAGGUCCAGUCUGGACCAAACAUUCCCCUGUUUAUCCCCAUCAGUAGUCAAUUGAUGCUAGCCACAUGGUAGUAUAAAUAGGAGCUGUAGGCUUAAAGCUUAAGAAACACCAAAAAGGGAAGCUGAGUAAAAGGUCAUUGCUAACCUUGUGAUUCUCAGAGCAAUGAGUAGAGAACUAUGGGUAAUAAUAAUAAACACCAACAUGUGCAGAGAGUGCUUUUAAGAUAGCAGAGAAAUUUGUACACGUUAUCUUACUGAAGCCACACAGCUCCUGAGAUAGGGACUUAAGAUUUAGAACAGGCAGGAACUUUAGAAAUCAUCUCAUCCAACCCCCUCAUUUUACAGAAGAGGAAACUGAGACCUAGAGAAAAAAAAGUGACAGUAUGAGCACUGGAAGUAGAAGUAAAUUUUGUCUUAAGGGGGAAAGGCCAGCUGUGAAUAGGCAUUGAGGGAGAAAGAGAGGAGAAGGAUAAGGGGAGAGAGAGAGAGAGAGAGAGAGAGAGAGAGAGAGAGAGAGAGAGAGAGAGAAUCACCUUGGUAGAUAGUUAUCCCAAAAGAUGAUAAGCUACUUGUGUGUAGGUUUUGUUUGCCCUUGUUCUGUAUUUGGCAUUAUUUUGUUGUGGUUUCCAAAGUGAAUUAAUGGCUUGGUUUGUUAUUGUGAAUAAAUAUUUAUCUUUUGUAUAAAUUA